AUGAGCAAGAACAGGUUCGAAACAUUGCUGAAUUGCCUUCGUUUUGAUGAUGCGAGCACCAGAGAUGAACGCCGUAGCUCUGAUAAGGCUGCACUUAUAUCUCAGCUUUUUGAAAAGCUGAUACAAAACUGCAAAGAAGUUUGUUCAAUUGGCAGUUACGCUUUUAUUGACGAGAUGUUGGUGGCUUUCCGUGGGAGGUGCCGCUUCAAAAUGUACAUGCCGAAAAAGCCCAACAAAUAUGGAUUAAAAAUUAUGUGCAUGACUGAUGCCAAAAACGGAUACUUUGUGGAUGCUUACAUAUACUUGGGAAAAGACUCAGAUAGCCAAGGCUUGCCCAUUGAAUACCAGACUGAACAAACCCACGCAAGUGGUUUUGCGAUUGGUUGCGUCGAUUGA
Parnassius mnemosyne (clouded apollo) is the source of this 396-nucleotide messenger RNA. The record is from the annotation of a GenBank genome assembly. NCBI's taxonomy places the organism in Eukaryota, Metazoa, Arthropoda, Insecta, Lepidoptera, Papilionidae.